Asparagus officinalis (garden asparagus) is the source of this 660-nucleotide messenger RNA. RefSeq names its product classical arabinogalactan protein 9-like. Bases 1 to 660 code for a protein of 219 amino acids. The record is from RefSeq and is a predicted model, not a curated record. The transcript is spliced from 3 exons. NCBI's taxonomy places the organism in Eukaryota, Viridiplantae, Streptophyta, Magnoliopsida, Asparagales, Asparagaceae.
AUGAAAAGACCAGCUGCUGGUGCAAGUCCUCCGGAGUCUUCAGCUGUUCGGGAUGAUGAGGAGAGAGUUGAUUAUGACGACCCCCUAAUUGGUGAUGCAGCUGACGGAAAUAGAGGCGAUGAGGAUGCUGACGUUGGCAACAUGUCAGGUUCACCUUCUCCAGGGACCACUGCUGCUACUACUUCAGAGCAGUCGGCUCCUUUAGAAGAGCAACAUUUACGUGGCUCUCCUACGGCAACUGUUCCACCUGUAGCGUUGCCUGAAACUACUGUCGCAACUCCUCCUCCGGAGCAGCAGCUCGUGCCGGUGUUGGCUCCUGUGCAAGAGCAGCCUACACCUGUAGUGUUGCCUGAGACUACUGUAGCUGCUUCGCCUACUGCAUUGCUGAAGAUCUCGCUUACUCCAACAGAGGCACAGCCAAGCACAUCUCAAGCAAGGGCGAUGAUGGCUUUAACCUCAAGCCCUUCACAAUUGAAUAUUUCUACCGCUUCCGCAGCUUCGGCGCCAGGAUCCCCUGCACUAACUUCGAUGGCUAGAGGGGUGUCAUCGGCUAUGGUUUCUAGUCUCGCUGAUGCACCUGAAUUUCUCCAGAUCUCCCUGGUGAUGAUAUGGCAGGUAUACAAUAUGCAAAAUCUCAGUUACAACAACAGUUCCACAUGA